AUGACUCGCUCACUCAUCAGGCUGGCCGUCGUCGCCGGUCUUUUCGCCUCCUUCGGUGCAGUCACUGCUCAUCCUGUCGAGGAGCCUCUGGAGCGAAGGCAAACCAUCGACACGUACGACUACAUCGUAGUCGGAGGCGGUACCAGUGGUAUGGCCCUAGCCGGGCGUCUAUCUGAAAACCAAGGCGUCACAGUCGCAGUGCUCGAAGCCGGUACCGACUACCGUCUCAACCCCGCCAAUCUCGUCGACACCCCUGGCAUGGACACCUUUGGUGUUGGAGCUGAUCCAACUGACUCCAUUACGAAUGGCCUGUACGAUUGGUUCUUCGUGACCGAGGGAGAACCGGGCUACGACAACCGCAAAGUGCACUACGCUCGUGGCAAGUGCAUCGGAGGAUCGUCGGCAAGGAACUUCAUGCUGUACCACCGACCUCCUCGCAACGCCCAGCAGACGUGGGUCGAUCUGACCGGUGAUAGUCAGUGGUCGUUCGACCGCGUCCUGCCCUACUACCAGAAGUCGCUGACAGCGUUUGGUCCCCGACACGAGUUCAGGAAGGACAACCCUCCUGCACAGUACAACCCCGCUGCUUUCCCUGGCACCGGCCCUGUCAGCGUGGGUUUCCCCAACUACGCCCAGCCGUUCUCGGGUCCGCUGCUCAACAGUCUCAACGAAGUAGGCGUCCCCACCUCGACGGACAUGAGCUCCGGAAACAUCUUGGGUGCUCAGUAUUCGACCAUCACCAUCGAAGCGUCCAACGGAAAGAGGGCUACUUCGCGCUCAUUCUACCAACAGGCUCUGGAUGAUAAGCGGACCAACCUCAACGUCAUCUUCGAAGCGCUCGCAAAGAAGGUGGUGUUUGACACUACGGCUAGUAGACCGAAGGCUGUGGCUGUUGAAUACACGCUACCGCUUGGGAUCAAGAAGACAAUCAAGGCAAGGAAGGAGAUCAUCAUCAGUGCAGGUGCUUUCCAGUCUCCUCAGCUGCUCAUGGUUUCCGGUAUCGGUCCAGCGGAUCAGCUCAAGGCGCAGAACAUUCCCGUUUUGGUGCAGAACGAGAAUGUCGGACAGCACAUGCAGGACCACGUGUUCUUCGGACCCACAUACUCUGUCAACGUCGACACGCCGACCAAGGAGGCGAACGAUCCUGUCUUCCUGGCUGCGUCCCUCGCUGCGUUCCAGAUCAACCAGGGCAUCUUUACGAACAACGUGGCUGACCUGAUCGGGUUCGAGAAGUGGAACUCGACCUUCCUGGACUCGAUCCAGGCGAGCCAGGUGAAGAGCAACCCUUCGGACUGGCCCGAGAUCGAGUUCCUCUCCGGACCCGGAUUCAUCGGCGACUUCUCCAACCUCGUCACCAACAACAUCGUGCAAGGCCUCACUCUUCAGCAAUUCGCUUCUCUGCUCGUCGCCAUCGUCGCACCGCUUUCCGAAGGAUCCGUGACGCUCAAGAGUGCCGACACGAGCGAUCUCCCCGCGAUCCGACCCAACUGGCUCUCUUCGCCCGUCGAUCAGAAAGUCGCCAUCGCUGCCUUCAAACGUGCUCGCCAAGUGUUCGCCGCCAACGCCAUGAAGAGCACGCGAACCAAGGCCACCAUCGAGGACUUCCCCGGAUUCGACGUCGCCACCGACGACCAGAUCCUGGCUAGCAUCAGGAAGAACCUGAUGACCGUGUGGCACGCCGCUUCCACCUGCAGGAUGGCCAAGAGUCCGCAGACUGGUGUGCUGGACUCCAACUUCCGCGUGUUCGGCGUGGACGCGUUGAGGGUCGUCGACGCAUCGUCCUUCCCGAGGUUGCUGCCCGGUCAUCCGCAGGCUGUUUGCUACAUGAUCGCUGAGAGGGCUGCGGAUCUUAUUGCCGCUGCUAACAAGUAG
Molecule: messenger RNA, 1872 nt
Organism: Pseudozyma hubeiensis SY62
Lineage: Eukaryota; Fungi; Basidiomycota; Ustilaginomycetes; Ustilaginales; Ustilaginaceae
Product: choline dehydrogenase
Exons: 1
Coding region: 1-1872 (623 amino acids)
Biological process (GO): secondary metabolite biosynthetic process
Molecular function (GO): oxidoreductase activity, acting on CH-OH group of donors; flavin adenine dinucleotide binding
Source: RefSeq, a predicted model, not a curated record